Messenger RNA from Cucurbitaria berberidis CBS 394.84, 2156 nucleotides. RefSeq lists its product as uncharacterized. The transcript has 3 exons. The record is from RefSeq and is a predicted model, not a curated record. NCBI's taxonomy places the organism in Eukaryota, Fungi, Ascomycota, Dothideomycetes, Pleosporales, Cucurbitariaceae. The coding region runs from base 111 to 1946 and encodes 611 amino acids.
CAGGAUUCGCAGGCUCACGACGCACCCUCAACCUCAGCCUCGCAUCCACGAUUCCAAGUCCAAUUCCACGUCGUUGAUGCUCCGGAAGAGAUCAGCGCGAAAUCGCCAUCAUGUUCAGCUUUAGCGGUAACUUGCUUGCGGGGCAACAUGAUACCCAGAAAGAAAGACCUCCACCGUCAAAGCCAACCCCCAUUACCUUUCCCUACCUGGAGCCGCCUGAGCCAUCAAUACCGACGCCGCCAGCGCCCUGGAGUAAGCAACAAACAGGAAUAUCCGCGCAUUUCCUGAGCUUGCGAAAGCCAUCUGAUGUCACAAAGGAGACCCUGUCGCUGCUAAACGUCACGUUUCAGCCUGACUGUGAGUUCGAAACGUUGCUGUCAUCUUUGUCAAACAACGCACAAUCGCAUCUGCCCCCAAAGGCCUGGCUGGAGUCACCGGGGCCUGGUGAGCCCUUGAACAGCCCAGAAGCUACUGCUACGCUGCUCAGUAAUGGCAGAAAAGCGCCAGAACAGAGAGAGUUCCAUGUUCGUGCAAGAGAACUAUGCUUCCCAAACGCUGAUGCUUUCUCGACGCUCACUCGCAAGGGCCAGGGAGGCCAGGCGCCGUUGCGGCUGGCCCACUUUCGGAAGUUCUGGGAAGGACUCGAUAACAUGGCCUACUACUGGGAUACCUCGCUAGACGAAUACUCCUCACCUAUUCCCGAAAAGGGUGACGAAACUGCCGCGCUCUCUCUGCCGGAUGGUGCAGAGGAGAAAAGCCACGAUACAACGAAUGAAACCAGUCUCGACUCGAGAACCAAGAUGGAGUCCGGAUUUGCAUCUGCUAGUGAAGAAGAACCGCGGAAGAAAGCCAGAACGGAGGCUAUGAGUGGCCAGGCAAUAACUCAGUCUCUCAAUUCAAAAGGCUUUGGUAGUGGAUCUAUAGCUACCCAUACAUCGUCCCUUACUCCAAAUCGGGUCCUACCGGCCAGAGUCGCGCCGCCAAAGGCGCCAUGGGCUGCAAACAUGGACCGUCAAAGCAAGCCCGCUGAUUUGUCAAAAGGCUCUUACCGGGGCUAUCGAGUUGGCAAUGGUGCCGAGAUGCCUGAUCAGUAUCGGAUUGACUGCGUGCGGGCCUUUCUUGAGCCGAUUGCUUGGGCAUUUGGUGUAACGUUUUCGCAGCAUCGGCGUCCACCCGUGCUCACACUGGGGUCCGUACGAUUUCCUGUCCGCAUGAGCUCUGUGGCCUGGCGAGGACCACAGGAUAGGGUCAAGGCACGCCAAGGAUGGAUGGAAGGUCCUGUUUUAGGUGUCCAGUGCAGAGCAGACGUACACUUUGGUGCCACAGGAAAGCUAGAUGCAGAGUCUGUGCUUGAUGCCGUCCGAGAACUUGGCGGGCUGCUACUACUGGCACAAGAAAGAGCAAGGGAAGGAUUGGUAGAGAAACGAGGUGGCGAAGGCGCAUGGUGGACAACGAGAGAGCGCUGGGGUGGAGGUCCUGGAGGUGAAGUUGGUGAGGCUGCUGGGACCGACAACGCACCUCUAAAGGAUACAACUGUGAAAUCAGACGAAAGAUCCGCCGAAAGAUCUCGGGAUGGGUCAAAAGUGCGUCGCCGGCCAACGCCUGCGGAAGUCUGGAAGGUUCUCAAACCCGGGAAUCCUCUCUGGGAUCCGAAAGUUGUAUACGAGGCGAUCGGGAGAAACAGAAAUGUUGAGUGGGAUGAUGUGUUUAUGGUUUCGUCACUGAACCACCACAUUAGCUUGUUGAAGCUGCGUGUACACCCAGCCUACCUACAGUAUCUCACAGAAGGAAAGCUCCCUGGGGAAAUGCCGUCAGAUCCUGAUUGGUGCUCUCCCAAGCUACAAAGGACUCGAUGGUUUGAUCUUUUCGAUAUUGACGAUCGCACCGAAGCCAUGAGGGGAAUCUGGGGCAUCAUGUCCUACUUGAUGCGUGCGGCAAACGACUAGUCGCAAAGGCACUAUAAUGAAUGGGGACUGAGUCAGAAUAUCACCAGCAUGUCUACUAUCGCUCGAUGGGAAAUAGAUCAUCAAUCAUACGUCGUACGCACUGAUUACUUUAGUACCAAGUUAAUUAAGAGCUCCUUUAGCAACUGAUUCCAAUCGCCCAUUGUGUCAUCAACACAAUACAUAGGCAGAAUGAAGAUUGCUUCAAGCCAG